UCACCUGCUAGCAUGACAGUUAGCACUAGCUUUGCUGCUACGGAGGAUGCUACCACCAGACCUAAUUGUUGCAAGUACCUAGUGGGUUGCUGUGUGAAAGUGUUGCACUACGUAAUGAGCAGUGAAGUGUCUGAAGUGUCAGUUUUUACAGCAUUUACUGCACUCACUGGGGGUUGAAUUUGGGGAGGGUUUGUUCAUUUAUAGCAUGACUUACUCAAGGACUAUGAGGGGGAAAAUGCAGAGGCCAGGCCAAAUUGGCCACAUGGGUGACCCGGAAGCACCAGCUAAGGGGAGCAGUGAUUGUGUUUUUCGCUCUGAGCAAGGAGUUGCGAAAGCAGUCAUGGCCAGCUGUGUUGCCUUCAUGGAGUCCCCAGUGUGUCUGAUUGAAAAUACGGAUGGAAACCUUUCCGUGAACUCAGAGGCGGUAGACAUCUUGAUGGGGCUGCAUCAGCCAGUAGUGGUGGUGGCCGUGGUUGGCUUGUAUCGCACCGGAAAGUCUUACCUCAUGAACAAACUGGCUGGGAAGAAGCAUGGAUUUGCCCUGGGAGCCACCAUACAGUCCAAAACCAAGGGCAUCUGGAUGUGGGCGGUACCUCAUCCCACGAAAGUCGGCCACACCCUAGUGUUGCUGGACACCGAGGGGCUUGGGGAUGUGGAGAAGGGAGACCAGAGGAACGACGCCUGGAUCUUUGCACUGGCCAUCCUCCUGAGCAGCACUCUAGUGUACAACAGCCGGGGGACCAUAGACAACCAAGCAGUGGAGAACCUGCAAUAUGUCACCGAGCUGACAGAACGGAUCAAAGUCAAAUCCCCCAGUGGCGGUUCGUCCUCUGAGGAUGAUGGCGAUGGAGCAGACGCACAGUUUGUGCAGUUCUUCCCCAAGUUUGUGUGGGCAGUUCGGGAUUUCACGCUGGAGCUCAAGAUUGAUGGGAGGGAUGUGACCGACGACCAGUAUUUGGAGCAUGCCUUGUCCCUCAAAAAAGGGAGGGACAGGAAGACUACAGAUUACAACCUGCCCCGUGAGUGCAUCCGUAACUACUUCCCCGCGAGGAGGUGUUUCGUGUUCGCGACCCCCACCACCCCGGAGAACAUGUCGCGCCUGGAGACCCUGGACGAGGACGAGCUCAGCCCCUCGUUUCGUCGCGUCGCCUCCGCCUUCUGCGGUUACGUCUUCGAGAAGAGCUCCGUCAAGACGGUCAAAGGAGGGCUGCCCGUGACCGGAAGGAUGCUCGGCCACUUGGCGAAAACGUACGUGGACACCAUCGCCCGAGGCGACGUGCCCUGCCUGGAGAACGCCGUGCUGACCAUGGCGCAGAUCGAGAACGAGGCUGCGCGGCGGGACGCGCUGAAGGAGUACCAGGAGGGCAUGGGGGCGCUCCGCUUCCCCGUGGACAUGGAGCAGAUGUCCCAGCAGCACAGGCGCUGGGAUUCGCAGGCCACCAAGACCUUCAUGGGCCGCUCCUUCAAAGACGAAGACGGCCAGCACCUGAAAGCCCUGGCGGAGGCCAUCGCGAAGCAGUACGCUGAACUUCUCUGCCAGAACGAGGCGGCGUCUGAGGAUUUCUGCAGGAAGCUCCUGACUGACCUGUCUGCCCCGAUGGCCCAAAAAAUGCAGGGCGGCUUCUACGCCACGCCGGGAGGGUACGAGCUGUACUGCGCCGACAAGGACAGCGUGGUGGCCAAGUUCCGCAGCGAGCCUGCCAAAGGCGUCCGGGCAGAGGAAGUACUGGAAAUGUUCCUGAAGGAAAAAAGUGUGGAAUCCAACUCCGUUCUGCAGGCUGACAAUAAGCUCAGCGAGCAGGAGAGAAAGAUUCACGAGGGGAACCACAGGGUGGUGCUGUUGGAACAGGAGAAAAGGAGGGAGACGGAGAGAGCGGAACGGGCUCAGAAGAUUCUAAGUGACCAGGAAGAGAGUCACCAGGAGACCAUUCGUCAGUUAAUGGGCAAGAAGGAGAAGGAGUUGGCUGAAGCACUGAAGGAGAUGGAGCAAGCGCUGGACAGCAAACUGCUGGAACAGGAGCGGCUGGUGUCCAAGGGGUUCCAGAGAAAAGAACAGGCCCUGAGGGAGGAGAUCCAGAAUCUGAAGGAGGAUAUAAAAAGCACAAAGCAGAGAGAGAAGGCUGCCCAGCAGCAGAUGGUGACGAGCCUGACCAUGGCCAUCGCUGAUGGUUUCCAACGCUACAUGGAGUACAAGACAGCCUGCGAGGAGAGCAAACUACUGGAACUGCAAGACGCGGAGAGAAAAUACAAGCUCCGGCCGGAGUCGGGUCAGCUCCACCACGGCCCCAGGCCCGGCUUAAGCCAGGGUGGGGGGUUAAAGCAAGGCGCUCCGGGGCAAGGAGGCCCGAACCUCCAAGAGCACCAGCAAGGGGAGGACGAACUUGGACAGGCACAGGCAAGCUCCUCUAUGGCUGGCGCGGCGGUGGAACAAGCUCAUUCAAAGUCCAAUGUGAGCCCCUGAGGAAGGAGCAAAUCCGCAGCGUGAGGGCAGUACAUUGAAUUCCGUAUGGUUGGCUGCAGGUUACUCAUUAAAAAAUGUCUGAUUUUUUUAAAUUUAUGUUUUACAAAUUAUAGCUUUUGUUACACUGUUAACAUGCAGCAUGUUUCAGUAAUGUUAUGCCUGGAGGCUUCUUGGUGAUGCAGGUUGCAGAUGAAUGGAGAUGCAAAUUAGAUGUACUUAUGCAUAUGCUCAAGCUCAGUUGAGUAAGGAUUCAUGUAUUUACCCUGUACAGCACUGAAUUAAGUAUAAAGAUAAAUCAAUUUAAUAAAAUAAAAGCUGUAAAUUUAUUAUAAUUCCAACCUAAUUAAAGGGUGUUAUUUAUUUCCGUAUUGGAAGGUAGCUCCAUGUGUAAAAUGUAUCAACCUUUUCUUGUUUGAUCAGUAAUUCAUUACUACAUAGACACAAGGUUUAAUAGUACAUGCAGCAGCAGGACCACUCUGCCACUGCAGGCGAUGCCUGCUGGCUGCAGGUGCCCGAUCCACCAAAGGGGUCGCUCUCGCGCAGCGCGCUGGGGGAGUUCCCUGCUGAGCGAAACCCACCAGUCCUUCUGUCAGGGACGCGGGUCAGAUAAUGCGGGUUCACACCUAGGAUUGGACACAUGGAUUUUUUUACCCGGGUUGUUGCGUCGGGGGUAUGUGAAGGGGGUAUGUGACGUUACAGCAGACUACAAACAAGCCGCUCUGACAACCUUGAUUCCUGUCUCGGGUCCCUGCAUGAUUUUAAAGUCUGUAGCACUAACCUUCUUGAAGAGGACUCUAACUGCUGCUUCAGUCAAUGUUUUACAGAGGACUGCAAUUUCUUUAAUGUUUUGCACUGAAUAUUCUUGUGUCCCUAUGUAUCUGUGCUGUAUGUGCAAUGAGUAGGUGUGUUGUGCAUUUUCUAAUUUUCCAUAUCUCUAGACAGGUGUCUGUUGUGAGAGAGGUGUACUCACACCUGUAUAAAUUAAGGAUAAAUAAAAAAAUUUAUGUUUUUAGCCGUGGCCACAACAACACAAUGAAAGCAACGAUUUGCCUGCUGAGAUGAAGACCCCUCUACUUUGGCUAUGGGAACGACCUUGUGUAGGGGUGGGGUGGUUAGAGCGUCAUCUGCAGGUGGGGAGGGAGCAGUUUAGCUGGCCUGUAACCAUACCUGUUGGCAAUUUUCAGCAAUUGUUAACUGUUUAUAUGCUCUGCCAGCAGUGAGACCGGGGCGCGGGAAUGAGAAACGUGGCGUUCGUUUCCUUCAGCGGCUGUGUGUGUUCUGUUUGUUUGGUAACACGUUGUGGUUUAAGCACACAAUAAAACCCGCGCGCGU
Anguilla anguilla (European eel) is the source of this 3793-nucleotide messenger RNA. Its product is annotated as guanylate-binding protein 1-like. The record is from RefSeq and is a predicted model, not a curated record. Bases 206 to 2461 code for a protein of 751 amino acids. The transcript has 11 exons. NCBI's taxonomy places the organism in Eukaryota, Metazoa, Chordata, Actinopteri, Anguilliformes, Anguillidae. Gene Ontology annotation, molecular function: GTP binding; GTPase activity.